Ilex paraguariensis (yerba mate) is the source of this 2771-nucleotide messenger RNA. The record is from the annotation of a GenBank genome assembly. NCBI's taxonomy places the organism in Eukaryota, Viridiplantae, Streptophyta, Magnoliopsida, Aquifoliales, Aquifoliaceae.
AUGAGCAAAGAACUGGGCGGCAUUGUGAAGGCCUGGGAAGUAACUGUACGUAAAUCACAAGCAGUUGCAAAGAAAAGGUCUAAUAGCAUUUUCCCCACAAUGUCAGUGGCUCAUGUGGACGACGACGUUUGCGACGCGAUUCCUGGCGAAGUCUAUCAUGCCGAGAAGGUGUUCGACAACGGGGACUGGUACACAGGUCAGUGGGCUGAUAAUUGCCCCAAUGGCCAUGGAAAAUACUUGUGGGCAGAUGGUUGUAUGUAUGUUGGUGAUUGGCAAAGAGGGAAGACCAAUGGUAAAGGUAAAUUCAGCUGGCCUUCUGGUGCCACCUAUGAAGGCCAAUUCAAGAAUGGGUAUAUGGAUGGUGAAGGGACUUAUACGGGGUCUUCCAAUGAUACUUACAGAGGGUAUUGGGUAGUGAAUAUGAAACAUGGGAAAGGGGUUAAGAAUUAUGCCAAUGGGGAUCACUAUGAAGGCGAAUGGCGCCACGGUUUGCAAAAUGGACAAGGGAGGUACCAAUGGAAUGAUGGUAAUCAGUAUAUUGGGAGAUGGAAGAAUGGGAAGAUGAAUGGCAAUGGAACAUUGAUUUGGGGUAAUGGGAAUAGAUAUGAUGGGUGUUGGGAGGAUGGAUUGCCUAAAGGAAAUGGUACAUAUAGAUGGCCAGAUGGGAGUUUUUAUGUGGGUGUUUGGAGUAAGGACCCAAGAGAGCAGAGUGGGACUUAUUACCCUUCAAGUUCACAGAUGGGUCAUUUUGAUUGGGAUCCUCAGGAGGUCUUUCUGAUUGAUUUGAGUGAUUGUAAGGUUUGUCCUGGUGAGAAGAUCUCGAUAUUUCCUUCACAGAAGAUGGUUAAUUGGACUAAUAUUGAAGGGGAGAUGUUGCAGAAGCAGCCAAUAUGGAAGAAUUCAAAAGGGAGUGGUGCGAGGCCAAGGAGAAUGUCAGUUGAUGGGAGGCUUAGCAAUGAUGAUGCAUAUAGUUGGGGCUCUGAUGCUGAUGUUGGUUCCGAUGACAUUGGUUCACAUUCACUGGGAGGAAGAGAAGACGUUGGUUUGGGGAAUCCCCAGCUUGAUGAUGUGGAAACAGCAAGAGGGAUACCAAUUAGAAUACGGGCGAUGAAAAGACAGGGGGAGACGAUAUCAAAAGGUCAUAGAAAUUAUGAGCUCAUGCUCAAUCUGCAGCUUGGAAUAAGACAUGCUGUAGGAAGGCCCGCUCCAGCAACAUCACUUGAUUUGAGGGCUAAUGCUUUUGAUACCAAGGAAAAAUUAUGGACCAGAUUUCCUCCAGAGGGAUCCAAACACACACCACCUCAUCAAUCAUGUGAUUUCAAAUGGAAGGAUUACUGUCCCUUGGUUUUCAGGACUCUUAGGCAAUUGUUUAAGGUGGAUCCAGCUGAUUACAUGAUAUCCAUAUGUGGGAAUGAUGCCCUACGGGAACUCUCAUCCCCUGGAAAAAGUGGAAGCUUCUUUUACUUGACCAAUGAUGACAAGUACAUGAUAAAAACCAUGAAGAAGUCAGAAGUAAAAGUUCUCAAAAGGAUGCUUCCAGCCUAUUACAAUCAUGUUCGAGCCUUUGAGAACACUCUAGUUACCAAAUUUUUUGGUCUUCACUGUGUCAAGUUGACUGGGUCUGCCCAAAAGAAAGUGCGGUUUGUCAUAAUAGGGAACUUGUUUUGUACCGAAUGUGCAAUUCACAGAAGAUUUGACUUGAAAGGUUCUUCCCAUGGUCGAACCACUGAUAAACCUGAAUCUGAAAUUGAUGCAACAACUACCCUCAAGGACUUGGACCUCAAUUUUGUCUUCAGAUUACCAAAGGUUUGGUUCCAAGAAUAUUGCAGGCAAGUGGACAGAGACUGUGACUUUCUUGAACAGGAGAGAAUCAUGGAUUACAGUCUUUUGCUUGGUGUUCAUUUUCGAGAAACCUCGGACAAUAGUGAAACAAUCACGACUGAGGCUCGUUCAUCUGGAGUUCGUACUCCUACUGGGACUGGUGACACAAAUAAUGAAGGAGCAGCUCCUAGACUUUCGAGAGCUAACAUGGAUCUUCUUUCUGAUCCUACACGGUGGGCUUCCAUUAGACUAGGUGUGGACAUGCCAGCACGGGCUGAGCGAACAGUGAGAACAAACGAUUGUGAGUCUCAGUUAGUUGGAGAACUAACAGGAGAGUGUUAUGAUGUCAUCCUUUUCUUUGGCAUAAUCGAUAUACUACAGGAUUAUGACAUUAGCAAGAAGCUUGAACAUGCUUAUAAAUCGAUACAAUAUGAUCCAACCUCAAUCUCUGCUGUUGAUCCCAAGCAGUAUUCCAAACGUUUUCGUGAUUUCAUAUUCAGAGCUUUUGCUGAAGACACUUGAAGUUACAGAUAGGCUCAAGUUUUCCACUUGCAGCUAGUAGCCAUUCAUGUGGAGCAGAUCUCUGGUGGAGACAACUGUGUUCACUCAGUGAGAAGUCACAAUUUGGCUAUAUGAUGAGGCUGUUGAAGGAUGAACCGUGGCUGCCAGUGUUACACAAUUGUGGUAUUUUGGCAUUGACAUCUCUGUUUUAUUUAUCAGCACAGGCAUAUGAUAUGUUUCACCAAAAGGUACACUACACUCUUGUAGUUUGAGCUACUCAAGCCUGUUCCAAUUGUAAAUGAAAUAUAGCUAAGGGUUAAGCUGAGAGAAUUCAUUUUGUACCCAAAUUUUUUGUCCCUGAAGGUUUAAGAGUCUUUGGGAUUUCUGCAGUGAAUAAAAAUGUACAGAAGGAAACAGAAAACAGAAAUGCAAUCAACAAAAAAACUCCC